Molecule: messenger RNA, 2172 nt
Organism: Dinoponera quadriceps
Lineage: Eukaryota; Metazoa; Arthropoda; Insecta; Hymenoptera; Formicidae
Gene: NO66
Product: bifunctional lysine-specific demethylase and histidyl-hydroxylase NO66
Exons: 6
Coding region: 358-2148 (596 amino acids)
Cellular component (GO): nucleolus
Molecular function (GO): histone H3K4 demethylase activity; histone H3K36 demethylase activity
Source: RefSeq, a predicted model, not a curated record
AUGACAGUAGUUUUGCACUCCGUGGAACGUAACGUUAGAAAAAAAAGUAGAUCGUUGAAAACGAGUGCCCGGAAGAUCUGCAUGAUAUAUUUUGAAUCGAAAUCUACUGGCGCUACUCUUGCUACACUAUUUCCUGCACUGAUGCAGAAAGUUCAGUUGAAGCGUCCAAACCUUGUGCACUCCACGUGUCGAGACGUGAAGUCAGCUUACGGGAAAAGUCGGUACAAGUAUCAUUAUUAUAUGUUGUCAUUUUUUCUAAUUAGAAGCGAAGUUCCAUAGAUAAAUUAUUUAUAUCUAGAUGUUAUUCAGAUAUAUUAUUUUUGACAACUGUAGAAACAGUAUCAAUGUAACCGAAGUAUGGCUGAGUCGCAGGUAAUGUCCGCUUAUGCCGUGUAUAAGCGUCAAGUGAUGGAACAAGCACCACAUAGUUCUAAAAAGGUGAAACAGCAACACUUAUCGCGAGAAAUUUCAUUGUCCGACAAAAAUCUCAAGGCAAAGAGGACCAAAAGACAACCAGGAGAAAUGACUACCAAGAAGAAUCAAGUUAACGGUGAUUUAGAUAUCUUCAAGAAACUCAAGAAAGGGAUUGUCAGCAAGAGGAUAAGGACUGUGAGGAAUAAGAAGAAAAAUAAAAAAGAGAAAUCGAGCGGAAUACAAUUACCGAUAAGGAUACUAGAAGUAUCAAAAAAUGUCAAGACGCGACAGAAAAGUCGCCUGUUAAAUGGUGAAAAGGAUGACAGAAACAUGGAAAAUAAGCAUCAUACCGAUCCUAUUAAAGAUAGUAGGGACUUGUUUCAGUGGUUGAUACAUCCUAUGGAAGCACAAGACUUUCUUGAAAACUACUUUGAGAAACGUCCAAUGCAUGUACAAAGGGAUGUAGCCUCUUAUUACUUAAACAUUGUAUCAACAUCUAUAUUGGAUAAAGUAUUGAGGGAGAAGAAUGUCUUCUUCACCAAAAAUAUCGAUAUCACCUCUUACACCAACGGAAUGAGAGAAACUCACAAUCCAACUGGUCGUGCUGUCGCUAAUGCCGUUUGGGAUUAUUACAUAAACAAGUGUUCUGUGAGAAUGUUGAAUCCUCAAACGUUUAUACAGAAUAUAUACAUGUUGAAUGCUAUUCUUCAGGAAUACUUUGGCUGCUUCGUCGGCUCCAACUUGUACCUCACACCACCCGGUAGUCAAGGUUUCGCGCCUCAUUACGACGAUAUAGAAGCGUUCGUGUUGCAAGUCGAAGGCAAGAAGAGGUGGCGGCUUUACAAACCUCCUGAUAAAAGUUAUCUGGCGAGGUACUCCUCUAGAAACUUCGACGAGUCAGAAAUCGGGGAACCUAUACUGGACACGAUCCUUACGGCCGGGGAUUUGCUGUACUUCCCGCGAGGGACCAUUCAUCAAGCGGAAACCGCUGACGAUGCUCACAGUUUGCACAUUACGUUGAGCGUUUAUCAGAAGAACAGCUGGUACGACUUUCUCGAGAAGCUACUUCCGCUGACCCUGAAGCGAGCGGCUGAGGAGAACUACAAGUUUCGCGAAGGACUGCCCUUGGAUUAUUUGAGAUACGUCGGCACUGCACAUACCACGAGCAACGAGGAGGCCAGGGAAAUCUUCGGGACGAAGGUCAAGGCUUUUCUCACUUCUUUGAUAAACUACAUCGACAUAGACAGCGCAGCCGACCUGAUGGCCAAGAGCCACAUCCACGAUUUCCUGCCGCCUGUUCCCAGCCUUAAGGAAAAAGAAUGUUCGGUGGCUCAAGACGGCGAUAUUAUGACUGACAACGGAUUUGUCAGACGUUGCGCACCGAUCGAGCCCGAUACGAGGGUACGAUUGAUAAGAUCGCAUUGUAUAAGGUUAGUGAAAGAAGAGGACGGUGCAUAUCGGAUUUACUACUCCACUGAAAACUCCAAAGAAUACCACGAAUACGAACUGCAGUUCGUAGAAGUUGACGAGGAAUUUGUUCCUGCCGUUAGAGAAAUAAUAAGAUGCUAUCCUAGAUUUAUACGUGUGAGCGACUUGCCGAUUGACUACGAUGACUAUAAGAUCCAAAUAGUGAAAGAUCUUUGGGAGAAAGGUCUUCUCAUAAUGGACAAUCCUCGACGCAAUAUUAUGACGAAAAAGAGUAACAAAGGUUUAAUAACUAAGAAGAAACGUUAAAAGUGACAUAUAUAAUCCCUCAGG